GAGGGGUGCGGGGCGUCCCCGUCCCCGCUGAGCCCCGCAUGCCGCCCCGGGCCUGGCUGCGGCUGCUCGCGCGCGCCCGGCUCCCGGCUCCGUCUCCGGCGCGGCCCCGCGGGCCCGGACUGCGCGCCCGGCUGCUGACCACGGCCGCGCUGGGCGCCGCGCUGGGCGCCGGCUGGCUCGGGCUGCGCGCCGAGAAGGAGCGGCGGCGGCAGCGGGAGCGCGCGGAGGCGCUGCGCCGGGCGGCCGUGGGCCGCGGGGACUUCAGCCUGCGGGACCAGCACGGGCGGCCGCGGCGCAAGGCCGACUUCCGCGGCCAGUGGGUGCUGCUCUACUUCGGCUUCACGCACUGCCCGGACAUCUGCCCCGACGAGCUGCAGAAGCUGGCGCAGGUGGUGCGGCGGCUGGAGGCCGAGCCGGGCCUGCCGGCCGUGCAGCCCAUCUUCGUGACCCUGGACCCCGAGCGCGACGACGUCCCGGCCAUGGCCCGCUACGUCCGCGACUUCCACCCGCGGCUGCUGGGGCUCACGGGCUCGGCCGAGCAGGUGGCGGAGGUGAGCCGCAGCUACCGCGUCUACUACAGCGCCGGGCCCCCGGACGUCGACGGGGACUACAUCGUGGACCACUCCAUCGCCAUCUACCUGCUGGACCCCGACGGCCUCUUCACCGACUACUAUGGCCGCGGCAAGUCAGCCGAGCAGAUCGCGGCCAGCGUCCGGCGCCACAUGGCCACCUUCCGCAGCGUCCUGUCCUGAGGGGCCAUUAAACAGAGUGGACUAAC
Messenger RNA from Ochotona princeps (American pika), 778 nucleotides. RefSeq names its product protein SCO2 homolog, mitochondrial (gene SCO2). NCBI's taxonomy places the organism in Eukaryota, Metazoa, Chordata, Mammalia, Lagomorpha, Ochotonidae. Gene Ontology annotation, cellular component: mitochondrial inner membrane. Gene Ontology annotation, molecular function: copper ion binding; copper chaperone activity. The transcript has a single exon. The coding region runs from base 39 to 752 and encodes 237 amino acids. Gene Ontology annotation, biological process: mitochondrial respiratory chain complex IV assembly; intracellular copper ion homeostasis. The record is from RefSeq and is a predicted model, not a curated record.